This is a messenger RNA of Chaetomium globosum CBS 148.51, 855 nucleotides long. RefSeq lists its product as uncharacterized. The transcript is spliced from 4 exons. Gene Ontology annotation, molecular function: protein binding. Bases 1 to 855 code for a protein of 284 amino acids. NCBI's taxonomy places the organism in Eukaryota, Fungi, Ascomycota, Sordariomycetes, Sordariales, Chaetomiaceae. The record is from RefSeq and is a predicted model, not a curated record.
AUGUUUUCUCGUCGCUUCGAGCCGUCUCAGACAAAGAGUGUCUCCUCGAAGUCUGGAAGGUCCAGAAGGGCAAGCUCGUCCUUCAACAAAGAGGCCGGCAUCUCUAAGAGGCCCGUUGAAUCUGGUCGCCGCCGUGCCGGUACCAUCUCCAACGCGGGUGCAUCCGAGUCUGCCCUGGGUGGUUCCAUCUCGGCCAUUGUUACCCUCGUCGUCGGUCAGGAGCAGAGGAUCUUUGCUGCCCAUGAGAACAUCCUUGGCGCUUCGCCUUUCUUCCAGAGCGUCCUCAAGAACCAGUUGAUGGACUCGCAAACCAAGAAGAUCUCGCUUCCCGAUGAAGAACCCGAAGUCUUCUCGUCCAUUCUCGAGUUUCUCUACAAGGGCGACUACUACCCGCGGCUGGUGCACAACAAGAAGAGGAAUUCGUGGGAGUUAGAGCAGGCUGGCGAGGAUGGCCGGUCCGAGGCUACCGUUUAUCACCACAGCGUCGAGGGCGAGCUGCUGAAGGACACGGCCAUCUACUGUGCCGCUGACAAGUACGGCCUGGAGGAACUGAAGCGCAUCUCUCUGCGAAAGCAGGGUCUUCAGUCCGGCAUCCAAGCCAGCACCAUCUUGGCCUCGGCUCGCUACGCCUACGCCAACACGCCCGACACCGACUCCAAGCUCCGGGCCCACUACCUCGCUCUCAUCAUCCGCAGCCGCAGCACCUUCAAGCGCAGCGGCACCAUGCAACUCGAGAUGUUCAACGGCAACACUCAGCUCUUCUUCGACCUGUUUGUUGCCCUGUGCAACCAUGUGGAUGACAUCUCGAGCGCUGCCAGCACGCCUCGGACUCCUCGCAGCGGCCGCCCCUUCUAG